Molecule: messenger RNA, 582 nt
Organism: Guillardia theta CCMP2712
Lineage: Eukaryota; Cryptophyceae; Pyrenomonadales; Geminigeraceae
Exons: 4
Coding region: 1-582 (193 amino acids)
Source: RefSeq, a predicted model, not a curated record
AUGCGAGCUGCUUACAGUGUGGCGUUCGUUGUGAGCGGCUCCAUGCUGUUCCUGGUUGUUGUUCUCCUCAUCUUUGGAGUCCGGCAGCCCGGCCAUCAUGCUCCCCUACAGACAGCUCGAUCAUCUGUGGAAGAGCUGCGUGAGGACGUCAGCGAGGUGGAGGCUUUUGCCGAGGCGUCAAGGCGAUCAGGGGUGGUCACGCUGCUGCUGUCGUAUCGAGAGAAGCUCCUACGACAGAUUGACAAGCAAGAGGAAUGGAGCCGCAAGGGAGAUCGCAUGCUCUCUGAAGCCUACAAAGACAUGACACAGCACCGCUUCGAUCAGGCGCGAGUCUCUCUCGCAGGCGCGAGGUCAGCGUUCUCACGUGCAGCUGCGACGAAGAAGCUUGUACAAGUGGAUGCCGGAGAAGCGACGUUAAGCAGGGAGGAAAGGAACAGCGGCAACUUCUCUUCGAUCAAGACUAGAAGCGCUGCAUCGACCAUCGGGGAGGAGGCGGAUAGACAGCACUCGCACGACCUGACGACGCGCCAGAGCAAGAAGGAGCUUUCAAACAGCACGACUCAAAGCAGGUCGAGCUCAUGA